AUGUCCCUUUUCUGCUUGAAGUCUAUUCGCAAGAAGCCCGAGUACACACCUUUCCCGCCGCCUCAGCAACCCUCCAAAGUGGAUAUGGAACUGGAAAAGGGUACCUACUUUCUGGCCGAGUCCGAACGAAAGAAGGCCAAACGCGCCUCAGAGGUGGAGAACUCGGAGGUGAAAUCGAAGAAGCGGCAGUUGGAAAAACGCGCCCUUGCCUACAUCCCACCAGAGUGA
Molecule: messenger RNA, 228 nt
Organism: Dibothriocephalus latus
Lineage: Eukaryota; Metazoa; Platyhelminthes; Cestoda; Diphyllobothriidea; Diphyllobothriidae
Source: the annotation of a GenBank genome assembly